AUGCGGCUCUGCUGGGCAUGAAGGCGUUUAUGAGUCCUGCGACGCUGUUCGCCAGCUGGAAGGGCGACGCGUGCGACGACAAGUGGAUGGGGAUCAUCUGCUCCACAACCGUGCCGCAGCAUGUCGUCGGCAUCAACCUGGAGUCUCUCGGGGUGAAGGGCUUGCUGUCGAAGCACAUUGCGUGGCUGCCCUUCCUCCAGAUUCUCAAUCUGCAGGACAACCAGUUCGCGGGCGAGUUGCCCAAGGAGAUCGGCACGCUCAAGUUUCUCGAACACAUUGACGUGCGUCUGAAUAAGUUCACUGGUCCGUUUCCCGACACCACGCUCUCGACCAACCUGCAAUAUGUUGAACUCUCCAAGAAUGACUUCAAGGGCCCUUUUCCGGAGUCCCUACUUGGACAUGACAAGAUCAUAUACAUUGGCUUGGCGGGCAAUUCCUUCCGUGGACCCCUUCCGCUGGACUUUUCGGGCCUCAAAUCGCUCACGCACAUGUCACUCGCGGACAACAAAUUCAACGGCACACUUCCGGAGAGCAUCGGCGCGUUGCCCAACAUUGAAGCCGUCGACGUCAGCAAGAAUAACUUCGUUGGCACCGUGCCGGCUACUUACCAGAGCAUCCAAAAACUCAAGGUCAAGGGGAACCCUAAACUCGAGGGCGGCAAAGGCGGCAAGGGUGGAAGAAAGAAGGGGGGAAAGAAGGGCCGCAAGCACGGCAAACGCGGCAAGCAUGGAAAGGGUAACGCCCCCGGUUCCGCCGCCGCGCCUUCUUCCGAACCUAGCCCCGCCGCACCUCCUUCCGAAGCCCCCGCUUCCGAGCCCGCAGUCAAGCCCCCAACUAAGCCCGUUGUGAAGCCGCUUCCCGGUGGAGUCGCUCCGCUCCCCGAUCCCACCGAGCAGCCUUCCGCGCCAGGGUCCCUCCCUCCGCCCGUCGUCCGCCCGCCCGUGGUGAAACCCCCCGUCGUCAAGCCGCCCGUUAUUAAGCCGCCCGUUAUCAAGCCGCCCGUUAUUAAGCCACCCGUUAUCAAGCCCCCUGUCGUAAAGCCCCCUGUCGUAAAGCCCCCUGUCGUAAAGCCCCCCAUCGUUACGCCUCCCGUCGUCAAGCCGCCGGUCGUAAGGCCCCCCGUGGUCACCCCUCCGGUUGUUACGCCGGUUCCCCCCAUCGCGGAGCCGUCUCUGCCGUCCACGCCGGAGCUUCCGCCGGCGCCGGCAACGGAGUGCGACACGUGCAAUCUGAACCAGGUGGCGUGGCGGCCGAUGGCUGACGACAGCACGAGCGCGAACCCGAAGCUGAGCAGCAACGCGUCCGCGUGCGUGUGCGUGUACCCGCUGCGCUUCCGCCUGCACAUGAGCAUGAACUACGCCAACUUCGACGAGAAGAAGCAGCGGGACCUGGAGAUGCAGUUGGCGGACGACCUGAUCGUGAACUACGGCCAGGUGCGCCUGCUCUCGUCGCGGCCCGGCAGCGUCGUGGCGGAUCUCGCGCUGGGCCCCGAGGCGCCCAUGACGACGCUGCAGCCGGCGGUCGUGGAGCGCGUGCUCGCGCUGCUGCGCAACAACCAGCUCUCGCUCAGCGGAUUCGGCUUCGUCGAAGUCACGCUCGUCGAGCCGCCCUCGGAGCUGCUGCUCCCUGCGCCCACGAAUCAAACUACCCCCGACCAGGCAGCCCCUGAGGAGGGCAGCGGCGGAUGGUCCGCAGCGGCGAUCGCGGGCGUGAUUGUCGGCGCGGUGCUGGUCGUGGCGCUCAUCUUCCUCGUCGUCGUUCUCGUGCGCUGCCGCCCGCGCCGCUCCAGCGGAAGCAAGAAGAGCAGCAGCAAGAAGGGCGGCUCGAGCAAGCGCGUGUCGGCCACGUCGGUGGUCACCGCGUCGUCCGCUGCGCAUCAUGUCCACUCCGCGGGGGGGAAGCCGCCGAUGCACAUGCAAUCAUGGUCCAACAACUCCGCGCGCGCCCAUCCGCCACCCGGCGCAGCCUCCGCAUCCCUCGCCGCCGCUGCCGCCGCCGCCGCGGGCGGGCACGGCAGCAACACCCCCGGCGGAUCCACGCGCCGCGUGCCAGGCGUCGUCGUCCUCACCCUCGCAGAGCUCCAAAUGGCAACGGAUAACUUCUCCUCGGAGCGCAGCGUGAACUCCGACCCGCUCGGAACGACGUUCGUCGGGACGCUGCCCAGCGGGCAGGAGAUCGCCGUGAAGCGCGUCGAGCCGAGCGUCGUCGAGGGCCAAUCGGACGACGAUUUCGUCGCCGUCGCGUCGAACAUGGCGCGGUUGAAGCACCCGAAUGUCGUGCAGCUUCAGGGCUACUGCGUGGAUUACGGGGAGCGGGUUCUCGUGUUCGAGCACUACCCGCACGGGUCGCUGUUCGAUCAGCUGCACGGGAACAGCAAGGUGCCGGGUGCUGCGGAGCCGUCGCAGAACAUGACGUGGGCUGUGCGCAUCGACAUCGCGAUCGCCACGGCGCGCGCGCUUGUCUACCUGCACGAGGAGUGUGUGCCGUCCAUCAUCCAUCGCAACAUCUCAUCGCGCAACAUCCUGCUCGACAAGCGCCUCAAGGCGCGCGUUGCUGGCGCUGGCCUCUCCUUCCUCAACCCCGUGGGCGCUGACGACAAGUCACUGUCAGACCAGCUGGUGGGCGGCUUUGCAUACAACGCGCCCGAGUAUGCCAUGUCGGGCAUCUACACGGCCAAGAGCGACGUCUACAGCUUUGGUGUUGUGCUGCUCGAGCUCCUCACAGGCCGCAAGCCCGUUGACCCCUCCAAGCCCAAGCCCGAGUCCUCCCUGGUGCGGUGGGCGGCGCCUCUGCUGCACAACCCGCAGGAGCUCGAGUCCAUUCUCGACUCCAAGAUUGCCGGCCCGCUGCCCGACGCUGCCAGGCUCGCUGCCUUUGCUGAAGUCAUCACCCGCUGCAUCCAGCCGGAGCCCGAGUUCCGUCCGAGCAUGUCCAAGAUUGUGAGCGACCUCAACCACAAGGUGAAGGUGCUCCAGCCGGGCAGCUCCCGCCACCGUACCGGCUCCGCCUCCCCUGCCUCGUCCCUCAAUGGCUCUCUGGCCGGCUCAGUUCACUAA
This is a messenger RNA of Closterium sp. Naga37s-1, 3056 nucleotides long. The record is from the annotation of a GenBank genome assembly. NCBI's taxonomy places the organism in Eukaryota, Viridiplantae, Streptophyta, Zygnematophyceae, Desmidiales, Closteriaceae.